Botrytis porri is the source of this 3399-nucleotide messenger RNA. RefSeq lists its product as uncharacterized. Gene Ontology annotation, molecular function: GTPase activator activity. Lineage: Eukaryota; Fungi; Ascomycota; Leotiomycetes; Helotiales; Sclerotiniaceae. The transcript has 4 exons. Gene Ontology annotation, biological process: small GTPase-mediated signal transduction; cytoskeleton organization. Gene Ontology annotation, cellular component: cell division site; division septum; plasma membrane. The record is from RefSeq and is a predicted model, not a curated record. The coding region runs from base 440 to 3139 and encodes 899 amino acids.
CUGUACCAAACUCCUAUCUUCUAUCUAUGUCUUUGUCUAUCGACUUCUCAUAGUCAUACAAUACUCAUUUCAUUCAAUAAACUCUCCAGCUGAAUCAUAUCCAACGACUUUGGUGAUAGCUUCAUCCGUCUCAACAUUCUGAAACCCCCGGGUAAACGAGAUCAACGGUCAACCUCGUUGCAAAGGGCCCUUGCACAACUAAAAAUCCGCAAUCCUUCCUUCGAUUUCCCUGCCCAGCUUUUUCGACUUCGUCCAUCAUAACCCUCUCCAGUUCUCCAGCAAAUCUGUCUGUCAUUCGUUCAACAAUCCCUAUUGCUUUCUACAAUAAGGAUUUUCUCUUCUUUGUUUUGCCUGUCUAACGUUUUAAACCUUUCGAGGAUCAACGAAUACAUUAAUCCCUAUUAUUGAAGUCACGAAUCAACGAUAAGAGUACAUAAUAAUGGCGCCCAAUUUUGCGGAUUCUUUCUGGUCGGGAGAUUAUGCUGGAGGUCUUGGUGUUCUAUUCGGCAAACUGCAACAAGGUGUCGCCGAAAACCAACAGGUUCUUACCAUUGCGCGAAUGCGUGCGGAAGCCGAAGAUGUCUAUGGAAUGAAAUUAGGAGACAUUGGAGCAGCAACGGACAAAAUAACAGGCGGUUUCGGUAGAGAUGAUGGAGCAAGUGUUAGAAAGGCAUACGAUGGAGUACGGACAGAAAUGGAAGAAGCUGCAAAAAAUCACCGCAAAAUCGCACAAAGUAUUCGAGAUCUAGUCGUCGCCCCUUUUUCGCGCUGGUGUGAUGCGCACGAAAAUCGAGUACAAAAUUCACAGGAUGACCUCCAAGCCCGGAUAAAACUUCACGACAAACAAGCAGAGCUGGUCAAGAAGUUGCGUAGUCACUACUUCAAUAAGUGUCGGUUGGUGGAAGACAUUGAAGAGGAAAAUAAACUUGCUUUCCAGGAUCCAGAAACCAGUCCGAAGGCCAAGAUCCCAGAGAUUAAGGUUGGCGAUAAGGACGAAGAAGAGGAUGACCAAUCUUUGGAGAUCGGUGAUGAAAUUUACAGUUUGGAACAAGUGAAGAAGAUUUUGACACACCUCUUACAAACAAUCAAAUUGGUCGACACAAAAGUUCCAAUCUUGGGCACAUAUCAAAAUACAACAUGUGGUGCAGAUAUAGUGGAAUACUUUCAGAAGUUCAUGGGAGCAACAAGUAUCAGUCACGCUGAACGUAUUGGACAGGAUUUGGUAUCGCACGGCUUUCUACGAUUGAUCGGAAAUGUCGGAAAUGUUUUCGCAAAUAGUUCCAAGAUGUUCUACCAAUGGCGACCAAAGGGUUUCCAAUUGACAGGAAUCCCUGAAAAGAAGCCUCAAGUAGGCCGCACUUUCUCUAUUGCAUCUAAUUCCGAUUUUGUAGAUUCUCCUGUCGUUGGAUCGGUCUCUGAUUAUCUAGCGGGCUGGAAUCCUUUGAACAAUCAACAUCCAAACGAAACACCAGGCGAUCGUCUUCGUAGGGAAGCCGCAGAAGCAGAUGAGAGGUACAAGCAAGGUGUUAAAAAAUUGGAUCAUUUGCGAUGUCAAUUGGAGGAGGCUAUCUUUGAACAUUUAAGAUAUUUGGAACGUUGUGAGCUUGACAGACUCAAGGCUAUCAAGACUAUUAUUCUCGACUUUUCCGGAACGAUCAGCAAUGUCAUUCCUAGUCUGCAAUCAACAGUUGAUAAGAUGAUGCUUUACCAAGAAACCGUACAACCUCUUGGAGAUUUGCGAUAUCUUCUCGAAAACUACCGCACUGGUGGCUUUGCGCCAAAGGUUAUCGUUUACGAGAAUUAUUACAACUCUGCGGAUGAACAAACGUUCGGUGUUGAUCUCGAAGCUCGGGCUCGUGGGGACAGAAAGAGAGUACCAGUCAUCAUUACCACUAUUCUCACCUUCCUUGACAACAGAUAUCCCGAUCUUGAAGGCGAUCCAGCUAGGAGAAGUGUCUGGUUGGUUGAUGUUCCCCUUCAUCAAACUCAUCGAGUACGAGAUGUGCUCAAUACUGGCAAACCAUUUCCUAUUGAAACUUUGGAGCCAUAUGAAAUUCCUAUUAUUGCAAGCGUUCUUAAACUGUAUUUACUGGAAUUACCAGAUUCUUUAGUGUCAUCUCAUGUUUAUGAAAUUAUGAAAACGAUCUAUUCAACGCCAGCAUCCGAAUCUACCGACUCAGCUCGAAUCUCAGUUCUACAAAAUACCCUCAGUCAACUUAGAUUGGCCAACAUUGCUACCUUGGAUGCCCUCAUGACCCAUUUCACUAGAUUAAUUGAACUUACUUCCGCUGAUGAGGCUUAUAUUUCCGAACUCGCAACCAUCCUUGCUCCAUGCAUCCUUCGACCAAAGACUGAAACCUCAAUGACCAUGGAAGAAAAGUAUUCUUACCGUCUAAUUCGCGAUCUCUUUGCUCAUAAAGACGCCAUAUUUUCUGAACUUAAGCGAGCUUCAUCACUCAAUUCUGCGUCAAACAUUGAUACCAGAAGACCUAGAGCUAUUAGCACUGAUGAAAGCAACAGACGAGCCAACAUGGAAGCUAGACAAAAGGCAAUCAUUGCAGCUGGUGGAGCAAGAAGUCGCGCCACCAGUCCUGCACCAAGUCCACGUGGCCACCGUAGAGAUAGAAGUUCAGGACCACCCGCAGCUGAGACUCGAUUCCCGGUACAAACAUCACCCACAGCUACGACUGAUUCAACCAGAAACUCCCGAGGAAGCGUGAGACAAAGUCUCGAAGUUCCAUCGUCAGCCGAAGCUAGUCCAGUUGUUGAACCAAAACCUUCUCCUUUGUCACCAUUGGCCAAUGGAACAGAAGCUAGCAACCCCAGCGUUACAAGUGCUACAUAUAUGCCUGGUUCUGGAGACGGAAUGGAGGAACCUACUGUAGAAAAGAGGACUAGUCUUUCAAAUGUGUCUAGUCUUCCAAACGUGGAAAAGAGAAACAGCUUAGGACGAAGUGGUCAAGUUUCGAGAAACAGCGUAGGAAGAAAACCUUAUGGAAAUGUUGCAAGAAUGAGCAAGAAUUUCGAUAUGGUAGCAGCAGGUAAUAGAGAUAGUGUAGGAAGUAUCGGCGAAGUGCCAGAACCUGCCGCAGAACAAAAGGUUGGGGUUAGUCUCGAGGAUAAACCUAUGGAUGAUUAGAAUGGAGACUUUGGAGGGUAUGAGCAAGGGCUGGAGGGAAGGAAGAAAGGAUGGAUGGAUGAACACAAGCAUGAACUUCAAAUGAAAGAAAAUCAUGUACGAUAAUACGGUACGACAUUUGCGACUGGCUUAUUCUUUGCCGAUAAAGCGAAGCGGGAUGGUCUUUUGAUACCCUUCCCUUAAGAGGUUGUUUAUUUUAUCGAAACGUUUUGGCGAGAUAAACAGGAAAGAAUGCGUUUAUGAAUAUAUAUGUGUGUCUU